Messenger RNA from Papilio machaon (common yellow swallowtail), 940 nucleotides. RefSeq names its product probable phospholipid hydroperoxide glutathione peroxidase (gene Gtpx). The transcript is spliced from 4 exons. Gene Ontology annotation, biological process: response to oxidative stress. Gene Ontology annotation, molecular function: glutathione peroxidase activity. NCBI's taxonomy places the organism in Eukaryota, Metazoa, Arthropoda, Insecta, Lepidoptera, Papilionidae. The record is from RefSeq and is a predicted model, not a curated record. The coding region runs from base 67 to 669 and encodes 200 amino acids.
UUGAAGCAAUCGAGUACGUCAGUUGGCUGUCAGUGAGUUUUGUUGAAUUGAUUUUCGCGUAAAAUCAUGACAAUUGGUUUUCGGCGUAUAUGUAAACUAGUCGUACCCAUUACCGGUAACGUACUUUGUUUAUCUCGUGCACAAUUUGCAACUGUAAAAAUGGCAACCGCAAAUGUUGAUUACAAAGCGGCGAGCAGUAUUCAUGAAUUUACUGCAAAAAACAUCAAAGGUGAAGAUGUAAACCUGGACGUUUACAAAGGUCAUGUUUGCAUUAUAGUUAACGUCGCAUCGCAGUGUGGACUUACAGCAAACAACUAUAAGCAGUUGAAUGAACUGUAUGAUCAAUAUGCCGAAAGUAAAGGUCUACGCAUUCUGGCUUUCCCAUGUAACCAGUUUGCAGGCCAGGAGCCAGGUGAUUCAGAACAAAUUGCCUGCUUCAUAUCAGAUCGCAAAGUCAAAUUUGAUAUGUUUGAAAAGGUGGAUGUUAAUGGAGACAGUGCUCACCCAUUGUGGAAGUUUUUGAAGCUCAAACAAGGAGGUACCCUUGGCAACUUCAUCAAAUGGAAUUUCACCAAAUUUAUUGUUGACAAGAAUGGAGUGCCAGUAGAGCGGCAUGGUCCUAAUGUUGAUCCAAAAGACUUGGUCAAGUCUCUUGAGAAAUAUUGGUAAAAUUUGGAAAAAAAAAACUAAAUAAUUACUUUAUUGUUUUUAUAAACACAUAGAGUAGUAAGGCUUGAAAUUUGUUGCUGUUUAAAUAUUGUGAUUUAUAUGCAUUUGAUACAGUAAUGUGUCUAUUAUUUUACAAUUUAUUGCAUAUUUAUAAAAAUGUUAAUUAUAAUUAUUUAAAUGCUUUAAGGGGACUGUUUAAAAUAUGUUAAGGUAUUUGUUUCCUAAACUUUUAUGUAUUGAUGUUAGAUGUUACAAGUUUUACGAGGCACUG